CAUUGCGAUGAGUCAUCACGAAAUACCUUAAGAUUGCACCACAUUGCCAAACAAAAUGAGUUGUUAUAACAACUCGCUUCCCGAUUUCUCUGCCAUUCAAUAUGAGUACUGCAACCAAUUCAGAUUUACCAAAGCAAUCAGUUCCCGCAGAGGAGGAGCUAUGGUCGAAUUACGAGACCAGCCUCAAAAACGCCUAUGAAGGCGAUCGCAUUGAUCAAGUUCAUGCCACUGGGAAUGAACCGGACAGCCUGAUCGAAAGCAAUUGGGACGAGGUGUGCGAGAGCUUCGAUGAGAUAAACCUCCGCGAGGAGCUUCUCCAUGGAAUCUACGCUUAUGGUUUUGAGAAACCUUCGGCCAUUCAACAACGAGCCAUCGUGCCCUGCGUCAAGGGACUGGACGUGAUUGCCCAAGCUCAAUCCGGUACGGGUAAGACGGCUACAUUUUCCAUCGCCGUCCUGCAACAGAUCGACACGUCGCUCUCCGCCUGCCAGGCAUUGAUCAUGGCCCCUACUCGGGAGUUGGCGCAACAAAGCCAGAAGACGCUCUUGGCGCUGGGCGACUUCAUGGGCGCUAAGUGCCACGCCUGCGUGGGCGGCACGUCCGUAUCCCAGGAUAUUCGAAAACUGGAAGAGGGUCAACAUGUUGUCGUCGAGCGAAUCCUGGUGAAGAAAGAAGAGCUCACUCUUGAGGGAAUUCGCCAAUUCUACGUAUAUGUAGAACAAGAGGAUUGGAAGAUGGAUACCUUGUGUGAUCUCUACGAAACGCUCACCAUCACUCAGGCCGUCAUUUUCUGCAACACCCGCAGGAAGGUGGAUUGGCUCACCGACAAGAUGCACGAGAGGGACUUCACUGUCUCUGCAAUGCACGGCUACAUGGAUCAAAAGGAGCGUGAUGUUAUUAUGCGGGAGUUCAGGUCCGGAUCGUCUCGCGUCUUGAUCACGACAGAUUUAUUGGCUCGCGGUAUUGACGUGCAACAGGUCUCCAUGGUUAUCAAUUAUGACCUUCCCACUAACCGAGAGAAUUAUAUUCAUAGAAUUGGGCGUGGUGGCCGAUUCGGUCGUAAAGGAGUGGCGAUCAACUUUGUCACCGAAGAUGAAAAGCGAACCCUUCAUGAUAUUGAACAAUUCUACAACACCCGCGUUGUAGAGAUGCCCAAUAACGUAGCUAACCUGAUAUAACCUGCAGCUCGUCUUGAAAAUGUAGUGAUUCAGAAAUCAGCCCCUAAAACUGACACAUGACAUUUUUUAUGUGUUGGAUAAGAAACUCAACUUGUUAUAUAAUUGCAGCGGUCAUGUGCUGUACCUGGUGAAAUUGACAUAGUAUUUUCUUCAGUAUACAAUAAGACGUGUAAUAAUCUGCUUACUAUCGUUUGCAAAUGAAACCAAUGUCCACCGUACCCCCCAACAUGAUUGGUUGUUUUGGCCAGUAUUCCAUGGAACACUCAACUCUCAAAUUAUCGCAUUCACGAUAAUUAACAAAAGCAAAGCCCCAACUACCCACUAGUUAUUGUAAUUUGUUUGUCUCAUAUGAAAAUGAAAAAGAUGGGAAAUGAAAAGAAAGAUUGUGCGUAGGUCGUAACUUCCUCCGCAAUGAGUUGUCCUCUACCAGUUUAUGACUAGGGGAAAGGGGUGCAGCAAUGUAAGAAAUCUUGACUUCGGCUCAACAAGUGGAUUAUUCGCCAUUGCCCAUUUUUAUCAAGUGUAUUUGCUACCUUCCAUUUCACCGUUUCAAAUGCCAUUUUCAAUGAGAAAUGCUCAAACAUUGAAUAAAUUCAAAUGACUUGUUAAAAUUCUAUAAUUCAAGUUAUCUGAGAUCAUCAAAGCAUUUCUUUCUCAUUCUUACUGUUUUUUCUUUUCAUCUUGCUCAGACUUAAAGAACGAGCAUUUUUUGUUUGAUUUUUGGGACUUCUUUCCCGCUCCUGGAAGUGCAACCCCAAGCAGAUUCAAGAUGAAUAAUUCGUAAUUCUUGUUUAAUUUUAUAUUCAUAUGAUAUCUGGAGAACCUUUGAAUCUAGGUUUGAUCAGGAAUUUAUCUCAAAAACUUGUCAACGUUUGACUUAAAACCAGCCAAUGGAUCAAGGUUCAUGUAUUCCCUACGCAUUCCCUACACAAAUUGAACAAUGAAGGAGCCCGAUGCCUCUAAAAAAAAUUGAACAAGUCUACUGAGAAAACAAUCGAUCCCCAUUCAUUUCAUGUGCAUUUUGAUUUAUUUUAGUAAAAUCAAUGAUCAUGUUAGCACAAUCUUAAUUGGCAUUUUAAACGCUGGUCUGAUGGAUCUUCCAUUCACAACUUUUUGCCCAUGUUUUUAUCCUCGUUGCUAUGAUCACUUUUGGUUUCAGUUGCUAAUCCAUUUGACAUUGUUGGCUUUCGCUGGACUUUUUUUGUCAUUUUUACUUUAUCUGCCACUUCUUGGUUCAUUUACCAAUUUCGUUGAAUUUUUUUGGCCAUAAAAUACUUAUUUUCUUAGCUGGAAAAAUACAUUCACCUUUACGACGAACAUUUUUUUAUUUACCGGUUCAUAACUUACAUGCAUACAGUACAGUCAUUUCCGGUGCAGUGUGUACUUACACAAGCCGGAGAAUUGAAAUGCCACUUGGACGCUACCACCAUCCAGGUAUUCAGUGCCAAUCUUUGCGACUGGUUCCCGCUUUCGGCUGAGAAAGCUUUUCCCUAUUUUCAAAGGCUUUCCUGGUCUCUAAUGACAACCUUGCCAUCACGUUGAGGCUAGCUUUGGGUCAUGUUAUGGCGAAAAAGAAUGAGCCCUAUUGAUUUUCGUGACUCAGGCCCCAUGUUCAGUCUAGCCAUUUUGUUGGAAGGUUAACGAAACGAUCCUCAAAUGUAAGGAUGAGUGGAGAGGGUGUAUUUGAUUAUGAUGCUAUUCGUCAGUCCUGUUGGCAAACGUGUGACAAUGACCCUGGGGCAUUUCCCAUGGACCUUGGCAAAGUGCCUGUCUACAGAGACCAGAACACUCGGGCAGCCUUUUACAACAUCACUACGUUCUUCGGAUGCGUGGAAAAUUGUGAAGAUACCUAUGUAGUGAAAAGAGUCACGAUCAUCGCACCUGCAGUGGCAUUAGCUCUUCUCCUUCUGGGUUUGUUGCUGCUCUGUUGGUUUUGCAAAGGAUGCUUUUGCUAUAGAUGGAGAAAGAGCAGAGAAAAAGUUCGACAGUUGAGUUCAAGCUCUACUAGUUCCACUUUGGACUUUCCUUCGUCUUCAUUGAGUGCAUCCACAAACAGCCCAAGAAAAUCAAUUCGUGCCAAUGAUGAUUCUUACAUCAAUACCUCGAAUAAUAACAAGAAGGACAGCAAGAGCAGGAAAUACUCCAAAGAAGAGGGGUCUUUCACGUCCCAAUGGUCUGGUCGUGGCAGCAUCUUUGGAAGCGGCGGAAAUCGCAAUCGGUCUCAGAAGAACAGGAAACUCUUGGAACACCCGCCAACGGAUAUGAACGCCAGUUUGAGAAGUAACGUGUCGGUGAACUCGUGGGUGAAUGAAAAUAAGGGAUCUCGAAGGUCCAUGUUCCUGGCCACGGCCACUAAGUUGGGUCGGAAGUUGGCGGAUUUAGACAAGAGGAGCGAGGAUAUUAUUGAGAAACGGAACCAACAGCGACGCCCACAACGAACCAAUAGCGAAGGACGCAACGAGGGCAACGAUGAUGAUAGGAACAGCAGAGCAUCGAAAGACAGUGUUCGUAGCCAAAGAAGUCGAAGGUCAAGGAGCCUUCAUAAAGAUGGUAAUCAAAGCAAGCAAGGGAGUGGAUCAUCUCGGAGAAGUAAAGGAAGUGGAACCACGUCGAGGCUUGAACAGCCCAAGAUGAGGUUUUGAUGAGUUGGUUGGUUGGGCCAUCCAUUGGUUUGUUCCAACGUGCCUUUCAGAAAUAAAAAAAGAAGAUUCGAUUUACUCAUUUCAAAGUGACACUAGUUCAGAUUUUCUCUCAAGCAUCCUGUGUAAAUGUAUAAUUGGUUUUCAAUAAUAAUGUCUUUUCAAGUU
Messenger RNA from Tigriopus californicus, 3985 nucleotides. Its product is annotated as eukaryotic initiation factor 4A-I-like. Gene Ontology annotation, molecular function: RNA helicase activity; ATP binding; translation initiation factor activity. Gene Ontology annotation, cellular component: cytoplasmic stress granule. Gene Ontology annotation, biological process: cytoplasmic translational initiation. The record is from RefSeq and is a predicted model, not a curated record. Lineage: Eukaryota; Metazoa; Arthropoda; Copepoda; Harpacticoida; Harpacticidae.